Teleopsis dalmanni is the source of this 714-nucleotide messenger RNA. RefSeq lists its product as uncharacterized. The coding region runs from base 107 to 622 and encodes 171 amino acids. Lineage: Eukaryota; Metazoa; Arthropoda; Insecta; Diptera; Diopsidae. The transcript has 2 exons. The record is from RefSeq and is a predicted model, not a curated record.
UUCAUAUAUAACAUUACAUAUUUUUGUUGACUUGCAAAAUUUCACUCAUUAUUUUCGUUAUCAAAAUUCUUAGUUACUAAAACAACAGAAAUAAUUUUACUUCAUUAUGGAUAAUGAACAUAUUGUCUACCAACAGAUAUGUAUGCCAGUCGAUUCAGUUGAAGAGCUUUUUAAUUGUUCUCCUACUAAAAGGACUAAGAAUAGAUUGCCAUUGGUUGGUGGAAAUAAGAUGGCUGGGAAAUAUCGACGCACACAUCAACCCUUCCAAAAGCAAUUCCGAAAAGAUAUAGAAACGAUUCAUGAGAAAUUAUGUCAAGAUAUGAGAAUACCACGCAUUGCUUUUGAUCCUAAAUAUAAGAACUGCUCCGUAUUGGAUGGGUUUAUAGAAUUUACGGAUAGAUUUAAGUCUUUAGUAUUUGAGGAGGAUUUCGAAGAUGAAAAUCGUUUAUGCAUUUACGAAUUUCAAAGCCAACUUGAUUUUUUAUUAAAAAAGGCUUUCAAAAAGAGAAGUGGCGAGUUUGUACGAGAAGUUCAAAGAAGGAAUUACAUAACUAACUGCACACUGUAUGUUCUAACAGUACCGCCAUUAAUUGGGGCCUUGUGGUGGUGUUUUUUUAAAUAAAACAAAAUUGAAUACGUCUGCUAUGAAACACUUAAAAAUUCAAUACCUUCACAUCAUGGAAUGUAAUUACAACCUAACGUUUAUUCCAUUAA